Messenger RNA from Kwoniella botswanensis, 465 nucleotides. RefSeq lists its product as uncharacterized. The record is from RefSeq and is a predicted model, not a curated record. The transcript is spliced from 8 exons. Bases 1 to 465 code for a protein of 154 amino acids. NCBI's taxonomy places the organism in Eukaryota, Fungi, Basidiomycota, Tremellomycetes, Tremellales, Cryptococcaceae.
AUGUCAGGUCUAUCCACAAAACGACUCAUGAAAGAGCUAGCCGAUAUCAAGUCGAAAGGUACUCCAGAAGGAAUCAUCCUACUCUCAGCGGACAGUAUGGAAGAAUGGGUAUUUCUCAUUUCUGUGCUAGGAGAAGAAACAAUAUACAAGGGAGAAACAUUUGCGUUGAGGAUGAAAUUUAGCAAUAGGUAUCCUAUCGACGUUCCAGAGGUCACAUUCCUAGCCAAUGGGCAGUAUCAGCCGCCCAUGCAUCCUCACGUAUACUCCAAUGGUCACAUAUGUGCAUCGAUAUUAGGUAACGAAUGGUCACCUGUACUCAACGCUGUCGCUAUCUGUAUAACGAUGCAAUCGAUGUUAGCCUCGAACAAGAAGAAAGAGAGACCGGAAGGGAACGAUCGAUACGUCAGGUCGGCACCUAGUAAUCCGAAAUUGACGAGAUGGCAUUACGACGAUGAUACCGUAUAG